Molecule: messenger RNA, 3968 nt
Organism: Dinoponera quadriceps
Lineage: Eukaryota; Metazoa; Arthropoda; Insecta; Hymenoptera; Formicidae
Product: fork head domain transcription factor slp2-like
Exons: 1
Coding region: 324-1553 (409 amino acids)
Biological process (GO): regulation of transcription by RNA polymerase II
Cellular component (GO): nucleus
Molecular function (GO): DNA-binding transcription factor activity; sequence-specific double-stranded DNA binding
Source: RefSeq, a predicted model, not a curated record
UGUGCGCGUCAGUUCGCUUGUUGCUGUGGUGCAGGCUGGAGCGAUGAUAUCGCGGAGCUGAGAGCGUGAACAGCGAAGCAGGAACGGCCGUAGGUUGUGUUGUUGUUGUGAUUGGUUCGUCUUGGAAGACGUCGUGUAAUCGGGAUUGUAAAACGCAAAGGGAGCCCGGGGGUGAAUCUCUGCGAGAGAUGCCUCUCCCCUAUCUACCUCAAGACUAUAACCGGAGGCCGCUGUGUUAGGAACUAACUGAGACAUUGAUUCGACGUGAGCGAGGAAGCUGGAGGUGCCGGUGGAAUCACGGUGCGACGAGACAUCAUCGAAGUAUGGUGAAUAUGGAAGCUUCAAGCGAACAACACACGGUAACAGCCUCACCGCCGCCUCCGCGAGCUGCCCUGAAGAGCAACUUCAGUAUCCGCAGUAUCUUGCCCGAGGCCUGCGCACCGUUGCCGUCGGCCAGCGACUCGGCCUCCCCUGAGGUGAGCCAGGCGGACGACCGAGCCGACGACAGCGACGACUGCAGCGACCUGGACGUGAUCGGAGUCGGCGGCACCGAGACCCCGCCGUUGGAUUGCUCGAGGAACGCCACUUCGGUCAGCCCGUCGAGUCAGAAGGACCCGAAGGAGCAGAGCGAGGACAAGAAGAAGUCGGAGAAACCCCGGUACAGCUACAACGCGCUGAUCAUGAUGGCGAUCCAGCAGAGCCCGGAGAAACGGCUCACCCUGAACGGUAUUUACGAGUACAUAAUGCGCCACUUUCCCUAUUACGAGAAUAACAAGCAAGGCUGGCAGAACUCCAUACGGCACAAUCUCUCGUUAAACAAGUGUUUCAUCAAAGUGCCCCGCCACUACGACGACCCGGGCAAAGGCAACUACUGGAUGCUCGACCCCAGCUCGGAGGACGUGUUCAUCGGCGGCACGACCGGUAAGCUCCGGCGCAGGACGACGGCGGCCUCGAGGUCUCGUCUGGCCGCGAAACGGUGCGCCGCGUUCCCCGGACUUUAUCCGGCGGCAUACGCCUCGCCGGUAUGGUCCUCCACGAUAUACGCCAUGCCGUACAUACAUCGGCCGCCGUAUCCACCGGGCACCGCCGCCUACGCCACCCCGACCGGCUAUCCCGCUAGUUUAUUGCCCGGCGCGGCCACCACGUCGACCACCGGUCUGCCUUGCAGGCCGCAACCUCUCCCGGCGACGGCGGCACCGCCGGCUCACGGGACCUUCACCGUCGACAGACUGCUGCAGGGCACGCCGUCGGGCUACAGCCCGAAUUUCCCCGGACACGGGAUACAGCCCGCUUACGACUUCUACGCCACCCUGAGGAACCUCUCGCAGCUGCACCCGGCGUUCGGCCUCCAGCACAGGUACCUCGGCCAAGCGCCGUUGCUGACUCAGUCCGCCUCGACCACCGCCUCGCCCGGCAGCAGUCCGGAGCCGAUGCCGACGCAUUCGCCGCCGGUCACUGUCUGCAAUUCCGUCCAGCCGACGAGGCCGCUGCCACACAGCACGGCGCAAGUACUCUUAAAGCCUAUCACCGUUCUCACCGGUCGGCCGGGUUGAAACGACCAGGUUGAGCCCUAGAAACUGUAUCUGAGAAGCCGCGCGCGGGUUCUGCAGACGUAACCGGGCACUGGAAAGUGCGCCGAUCGGUGCUUUCUGAUCGAGUACCAGCACUUUCACCGGUAUUCUCCCUAGCGGCGUGAGGAAACACACAGGAGGCAGAUGUUUCUUAUCUUUUUCGCUGCUCCACGUCGUGCCCAAAGCUCAUCGAAGGACACUUCCAUGUUCCGAAAGAACGUUUUCGUUAAUUUAUUGUCUCUGCUCCGGCAGGACCGUUUUCUCUCUCGUGUUCUUUCCUCGGUUCCGCCUUUGUGUCCCCUCUUCUUUGUACCCUUAUAUGUGAAUAAUAUGGAAUAUUACUUCAACUAUAAGCAAAGAAUUGGAUUUGUAAUCAGGUUUUUCCAAGUUCGAGUCACUGUAUAAUUGGUUCGUUCGGUGUACAUCAUGUUGAUAUUCAUCGCGUAUCGAUUGCUCGCAAGUUUCCAUUUCACUUUUCCAGUAAGUAAUGUUUUUAAACGCUGUAAGGGUACAUUGUAAGUAUGAACUGUAAACUACAUAAGAAUUUGGUCACGAAUCACUUGGCAAAUACCAGGGCCACGAGCUUGUACAAUUAUUUUCACAAACGACUAAUCGCGCUUGAAAAUUCGCGUAACGUAAAUGUUAAAUAGUAAACGUUCAAUCGAAGUAUCUGUCAUCAGUACACGCUACUUUCUGCCACCUUUCUUUGGAUUCAAUAAAAAAAAUGUACUAAAUAUAAAUAUAGUAUAUUUAAUUUAUAUAUCGGGGAAAAGAACCCGGCGGAAAAAAUCCAUUGAAUUCAAAAAAAUAAUAAUUUUCUUCGUGUAGGAUAUACAUCCCUUCGUGAGGACGAUGAUGUAAUUGCAAGAAGAAGGGAAAAAGACUUUUCUUGGAAGUAAUGUAUUUUUUCAAGUAAGGCUUUUUCCGAAGAUGGGGGUACCAAAGAAGCGUAUGUAAAUUCUGCUGUAAUAUAUCGCAUGGAUCUAAGAUUCACAGCACAAUUAUGGCAGCGACUAUAUUUGGCGUGUGAUGCUACGACAUAAUAUUGUUGCGCUCGCCGAAAAAGAUUGCCCCGAUAUCGAUAUUAUAUCAUAUAAUAUUAGUAAUUGCGUUCGUUCCUUGUAUCGAUUCGUUCCGGUGUGUACAGAGUGUCUGACAAUUAUUGACACUACGCUCGUGUGCAGGUAAAGCGCAUCAAACUGAACGGGAAAGUCUUCUACCAUUUUGUAAAUAUCGUAACGGAUAUUAAGAAAUUAAUUAAAGAUUAAAGAAUAAAGGAAUUAAUAACGAUUAAGAAGCGAAUAAAGCUAGCUGAGCUAGUAAAGCUGAUAUUAUUUCAUAUUCUUUAAUAAUAUUAUUUAAAAUAUGCAAGUAGAAAAUUUUUCCGUUCAGUUUGAUACACUCCACCCGCAUCACGAACUUCGUGUCAUUAAUCGUCGAGUAUCCUAUAUUUACUCAUCGCGCAUUGUUUUUAAUGUUAAUCUUUAUGUAAAUAUAAUAUUAAGCUGAAAUAUCAUCUAAAAUUUCACAAUAAGGUGUAUAAUUUGUAAAUAUGAAAGUUUGAAGGAAUAUACGAAACAAGCAAAGUGAUUGUGAUUCGGUCGCACAAGAAAGUAUGUAUACGUUGAAGAUUGUAGCGAAUGCGGACUGGUGAUGGAGUCUUAUAUUUAUUAUCUAUGAUAAUAUAAGGAUAAUAAUACAUGAUAAUAAAUAGGAGAGAUAAUAGCAGUAAGAUUAUAACGUUCGGCGUUGUAAAUAGAUACGAGCCGAUAUUCUUACGUGCUGAUGAUCACCGCCGAAUUUAUUAUUCUAGAAACGGUUAAAUCAAUUUCCGGUCAUUAAUAAUGUUAGCAACUUUAAUAAUUUAAUCUUCACAUUGCAAACAGGUUAAUACUAUGAAAGGUAUCACCGUAUAUUUACUCCAUUCUGAAAUUAUUUAUUCAGGUAAAAUUGAAAAGAGAUACGUGAUUCGUGUGUCUUUAUUUGUAAAACGUUGGACAUUACAUCAUACGUUAAUAAUAAUUAUAUUAUUAUAAUCAAUUCAAUAUGUAUUAUAUUAUAAUCUUGAUAAUACGUAAUACAUCUACAGCCCGCGACCGCUAAACGCUUAACGAUUUAGCUCUUCGAGUGAGCCUUGAGAUUGUGAUCCUUUGUGAUGUGUAGUUGUUUCCUUCGAAGCACAGUAGUGUGUAAAUAGGUAGUUAGGUAAAAUUUUAAUUCCUGAUCUCGUAUUGAUGAGUGUAGUAGUAUGUACAGUAUCGGUUGAAUGUUUAUCAGCUAUAGUUGGAUUUAUGACAAAAUCAUGGCGGAUUAUUGUUAAUGACGAUAAAGAUAUGAUGAAUAUUGUAUUAUAUAUCUAUAUAAACACACACACACACACACCUCUAUCUCUCUCUC